CUGUCGCUCUUUUUUGACAAAAGUAGUACUACCCGUCGCUUCACAACACUACCAUUUCCCAUAUACUGUAUAUACAUUUAUUUCGCGCUUUCAUCAUCAUCAUCAUUCCCACCAAACAAGACACAUACUAAACUCACCAUCAUUUACACACACAUACACACAAACAGAUUGAAGAUGGUGGCAGGAAAUAAAGAGGCCAACCAAUAUAGUUCAACCAUUAGAAACUUAGGGAAAAGUCAACUAGGCGGUGUAAUUUUUGGUGCCACGAACACAACGUUCCAGGAAUGCCUUUCCAAGCAACUCUUUGGUCUACCAAGAGAGCACCUUGUGUAUGUUGAAAAAAUUGAUCCUGGAUUACCAUUGUUUCUCUUGAACUAUUCGGAUAGAAAAUUGCAUGGUGUUUUUGAAGCUGCUAGUCAUGGCCAAAAAAAUAUAGAUCCGUAUGCAUGGGCUGGUUACGCUUCACAAGGAACACGAUAUUCUGCUCAGGUUCAAGUGCGUCUAAGAUCAUCAGAUUCUCCACGCCAGCCGCUAAACGAGGAUCAGUUUAAGCCCAUCAUUGUGGACAACUAUUAUACUCCACAGCGUUUCUGGUUUGAGCUAGAUCAUGUCCAAACGAACCAAUUAUUGGCUUUAUUUUCUUCUCAACCAAUAUCUGUCUUCAAGUCAUACAAGAAAGUGGAAAAUCAGCCUAAAAGGAAAGAUCUUCGUACAAGUUUCAGUGGCAAGACUUUGAGUUUGGGUACACCAAAUAUUUCAAUAGGUACCAUUGGGAAAGAUGACAAGGAACCUGUAUACCUGAAGCAUGAAAAACUGGCUUCAAACUCUAAUCUCGUGCACCCACCUUCCUCUCGUGGAUAUGAACCCACAUGUAAAAAGGUAGACCAACCUUCCCCUGUAAAGAUGGACCAACCUCCUGCCCGUAAAGAUGAAACUGAUGCUGGUGUCAAGGCAUCCCAAGAUCCUAUUAUAGCUCAGUUGAUUAGAAAGAUAGAUAAUCUGAUUGCAAUUACAACAGAGCAAAAUCACACGAUCGGUUGUUUGGAAAUAGAGAUUACUUCCUUGGAGUAUAGUCUGACUGAAGCACAAAAGGAAAUUAGGAAUCUAAAAGACCGCUGUAGCACUAUAGAAAGUAUAGCAGGACUCUCUGUGGAAUCUGAUCCUAUAAAUGUGAAAACUUCAUCUGAAGAGUUGCAUUUGGAUAAUUCACCUGAAACAAGUGAUAUCAAUUUAGACUGUGAUGACUUGAUAUAUCUUGUUGGAGGAUAUGAUGGUAGAUCAUGGCUCUCAUCACUGGAAUGCUAUUCACCUUCACAGAAUCAGACUAGAUCACUUGCACCUAUGAAAACUGCUAGAUGUCAUGCUCAUGUUUCAAUAUUAAAUGGUCAACUUUAUGUGUUGGGUGGUGGAACUCGUGGUGAGUGGUAUGACACAGUUGAAUCAUAUGACCCAGUUGUGAAUGAGUGGACUGAUCGCCCUUCUCUAAAUGCAAAAAGAGGAAGCCUAGCUGGUGCUACCUUGAAUGGUAAGAUUUACGCAAUUGCUGGUGGGACUGAAAAUGAAUACUAUGCAACUAUUGAGAUGUUAGACCUUGACAUUGGAGUCUGGAUUCCAUCACGAUCGAUGCUUGAAAAGCGCUUUUCUUUGGCUGCAGCAGAACUCAAUGGGGCACUUUAUGCUGUUGGUGGUUAUGAUGGAAAAAACUACUUGAACACUGCUGCAAGGUUUGAUCCAAGAGAACAUUCUUGGACAAAGAUUGAGAGCAUGAACACAGUGAGGGGUUGCCCUUCUUUGGUCGUUCUAAAUGAAAAAUUAUAUGUUUUAGGGGGGUUUGAUGGUAGGGCAAUGGUUCCAAGUGUAGAAAUCUAUGAUCCUCGACGUGGGUCAUGGGUGAUCGGAGACUCGAUGAGUUACCCCAGGGGAUUUUCAGCUGCUGCAGUUGUUAAAGAAUCUAUCUAUAUCCUUGGAGGACUUAAAAGAGGGGACGACAUCAAUGAUACUGUUGAAUGCUACAAGGAAGGCCAAGGCUGGGAAACUUUUGACACGAAGGCUGGUAGCCGGAGAUGCUUUUUCUCGGCUGUUGCACGAUGAAGCAUGCAACUUGAAUACCAUAAUAAGAUGGUGGUCUUAGCUUGGAGCCUUAUGAUACAUGUAUAAUCUUCCAUACUCUAGCUCUCUAUGUGAAUCUCCACGUCUCCACGUUCCAAUUUUGGUUGCAAAUAUUAAUGACCUAGUUUAGGCUUGAA
Molecule: messenger RNA, 2246 nt
Organism: Erigeron canadensis
Lineage: Eukaryota; Viridiplantae; Streptophyta; Magnoliopsida; Asterales; Asteraceae
Product: influenza virus NS1A-binding protein homolog
Exons: 11
Coding region: 175-2091 (638 amino acids)
Biological process (GO): response to endoplasmic reticulum stress
Molecular function (GO): protein binding
Source: RefSeq, a predicted model, not a curated record